This is a messenger RNA of Mollisia scopiformis, 2342 nucleotides long. Its product is annotated as MFS general substrate transporter. The record is from RefSeq and is a predicted model, not a curated record. Gene Ontology annotation, biological process: transmembrane transport. The transcript has 3 exons. Gene Ontology annotation, molecular function: transmembrane transporter activity. Lineage: Eukaryota; Fungi; Ascomycota; Leotiomycetes; Helotiales; Mollisiaceae. Bases 223 to 1869 code for a protein of 548 amino acids.
CGUCGUAUUCCGCAAAUCAUAUAAUUCCGAACAUAAUGCCGCGGCCUUUCGUUUCUCGCUAAUUUUGUCAUCCUGAAAACUCCGAACACAUAAUUCCGAGGUGAAUUAUAUGGCCGCGAGCACAUUUUUCUCCUCGCACAUAAUAAGAUGGAUGAAUAUAAAGAGCGCUUUGCUUUUCCUCUGUUCGUUUUUUGAAAUCCUGUAGCUCCUUAUUUUCUUAUCAUGGCUGUCUUUCCCGAGCACGCUGUCUCCGACGACGAUGUCCCCCACAAAGCCAAGGACUCCUCCCGAUUUAUAUCCUGGAUUCGCUCUCUUCUCCUCCGCACCCACCUCGACGACGAUGUCUGCAACCAGCAUUACGCUGGCAGUGGCACAGACGACAACCCCUACAUUGUCGAUUACCUGCAGAACGACCGUCAAGACGCCAUGAAUUUCUCGAAGGGACGAAAAUGGGCCAUUGCCGUUCUGCAGUCCUUGUCCAUGUUUGUGGUAACCUAUGCCAGUUCGGUGUAUGCCAGCGGCAUCGGGGGUGUCAUGCAGCGCUUCGAGGUGUCCGAGGAGGUGGCUACACUUGGCUUGUCGCUCUACGUUUUGGGCUUCGCCGUAGGACCGCUGAUAUGGGCCCCUCUGUCUGAGGUGUACGGACGCAAGUCAAUCUAUGUGGUUUCGUACACGGGGUAUGUAGCAUUUUGUGUGGCAGCGGCUUGUGCGCCCAACAUUACGGCUUUGCUGGUUCUUCGCUUCUUUGCGAGUGCGUUUGGUUCGUCGUCGAUGUCGAAUGCUGGGGGCGUUAUCGCAGACAUAUUUAGCAAGGCAGAGCGCGGACUAGCAACAGGGAUGUUUGCUACGGCUCCCUUUCUGGGACCUGCACUUGGGCCCAUUACUGGUGGUUUUCUUAACGAGACCAAAGGCUGGCGCUGGCUUCUCGGUUUGGUAGCCAUACAGGGCGGUGUGAUCUGGAUUGGCACGACACUGGUCACCCCUGAGACCUACGCGCCGUUCAUUUUACGACGUCGAGCCAAGGCUCUUUCUCGAAUGACAGGAAGCGUUUAUGUGUUCCGGAUCGAUGCGGGAAUGCCACCCAAGACACUCUCGCAGCAGCUCUUGGUCUCUUUCACCCGCGUCUGGAUGCUACUGUUCCGCGAACCCAUUGUCUUGCUGGCGUCUCUGUACAUCUCCAUCAUCUACGGUACCCUGUAUAUGUUCUUUGCCGCUAUUCCUAUCGUUUUCCAAGUUACUCGCGGGUGGAGCCAGGGUAUUGCCGGACUUCCAUUUGUAGGUGUUGCUAUUGGCGUCUGUCUUGCUACACUGGCCGCCGGUGUGGACAACAAGCGUUACGUGCGCCUGUGCAAGGCGGCUGCAGCAAACGGAUGUGCAGUCGAGCCGGAAGCCAGACUGGGUACCGCCAUGGCAGGCUCGAUUGUCCUUCCGAUUGGUCUGUUCCUGUUUGCGUGGACGACGUAUCCGUCGAUACCUUGGAUAGUGCCCAUCACCGGUGCCAUGCUUUUCUCUUGUGGACUUGUCAUGGUCUUCAUCUCGCUGACGAGCUAUCUGGUUGAUUCUUAUGUCGUCUAUGCUGCUUCUGUGCUGGCGGCCAACUCAGUGCUUCGGUCCUUGUUUGGCACCGCCUUUCCUCUAUUUACCACUCAAAUGUACAAGAAUCUCGGAAAUCAAUGGGCGAGCUCUAUUCCUGCGUUCCUGUUACUUGGGUGCCUGCCUUUCCCGUUUCUGUUCCACAGGUACGGCCCGCAGAUACGUUCCAAAUGCAAGUAUGCCUCCGAAUCAGCAAAGAUACUGGAGAUGAUGCGUCGUCGGCACGUCGUCAUAAUUAGAGGUAAGCCAAAUGGGCUAGAGGGGGAGGCUGAAUAGAUUGUUUGGUAGAAAUUUCGAUCAGCCUUGAGCUACUUAGCCAACUGUAUGAUCUUGGUCUAAAUGGAUGCUUGCUGUAAUGACACAGGUUGGAUAUUUGUAACUGAAUGAUGGGGAAAGACGCAGAGGGAGGAAAAUCGACAAGUUUUAUGUUUUAAUAGAUUCCAAUACUGUUAAAUUGCCCCAAAUAAUGCUUGUGCCUUAUGUUGCCUGUUCUUGGGAAACCCAUGUCAGUAUCGACCAGUAAAAUCCAGUUGUCCAAUCUGCCACUCGUCCAGGAAAUCAAAACCUAGGAAAUCCAUAUCGAGCGACGGAUUGUUCUCAUACUGCUCCGGUUGAGACGAGACUACGCUGGUCUGUGUAUGGGGCAAAGCGUAUGCAUCCACCAUGCUGCUGUCUUGUGGCUGUGACUGCGCAGAAACUUGAUUAUCAGGCGGAACGAAGUACAGAUUUUGCUUGGCAAGAAUCUUCUC